AUGCCCGAAUAUGACUACAAGUUUCGGACCAUCUCCGAGUACAACUAUACCCACCCCACUCCCACUUUAUGGCAAGCCUGGCAUGAAGCCUACUUUCGCAGAAUCACAGGUGUCCUUCAUGCGGAUGGCGAGCAUGUGCGGCUUUUCGAGUCGGGCGACGCCACAUACAUGUUCAGCUCACCAGAGAACAUUUGGAACUGUAUGGCCUUGGCUGCGGUGACCAUGGAAGUUGUACCGGGCAACAAGACUGUCGAUCCCGUCAGUCUCAAGAAAAUGGACGACCAGUUCGAUCUUGGUGGUUCGCUCGAGGCCUUUGAUAAGCUCCAUGUCUUGAUGCGCGUCCGGCGAUGCUUCUGGCAAUCCUGCUCCGAUUCCAAGUACGGAAAUUGCACUGAAGAUCUUGAAAACUUUCGGUGCAGCCCUGUCAGCCCUGACAACAUCCAAGACUUUUCUCGUGUCAUCAAUCACGCGUAUUGUGGCAAGGCUAAUUUGGGCGUCGACGCGGACAUCGCUGGGCCGGGCAUACUCGUCGCCUACAUGGUACAGAUAGCUCUCGUCCUUAUCUUGGCUGGCCUCUUUUGGGUGACAUACCAGCCCUUGAAUCGCCUCAAGACGGCGACGCGACAGUCUUUUGGUGCAUCCGGCCGUGCCUCGACGCUAGAAACGAGGAACGAAGUUUUGGACUCAAAGCACGCCAACCGUGUUACCUUGGCAGUCCACUCGACCAUCUCAGAGCUGCAAGAAGCCCAAACAGCCUUUGGCCUGACCAUCGGUGUCAUCUUCCUAUGCGCCUUUGGAGGGGGAGGUAGAUUGGAGUUAGCCAACGUGUCAUCAGUCUUAUCCUACUCCGUCAAUCACGACAUUGCUUUCGGCCUCUUGGUCGUAGGCACGUGUUCAAUCGCCUUCCUACAGCCGUGCCGUCAACGAGUUGGCAAGCAUGGCAAGUCGAGAUGGGCCUCCAUGGUCCCCAUGUUGGCUAGCUGGCUCUUGAUGAUCAUCGCCCAUGACUUAAAGACCAAAGGCUCGUGGGCGGAUCCCGAGCAUCUCAUUGAGAUCCUUAGAGAGAACGCCGCAGUCGAAGGCUGUGGGAACAAUCCAGGGCCUAUGUCUUUUUGCCUGGGACCUUUACUCCAAGGACCUGAUGAAUCGGAGCGGGUUUUCAAGAUGACCACAAGGCUUGCUCCCGCUGUCCACGUUCUCCUCCCCAUUGUUCUUUUUGAGGAGUGGGUUAUCAAGUUGAGAGAAAAACCUGAGUCCAAGAUAUCUCGGUUCUUUAGUGGGCGGUUUUGCCAGGUUCUGUCACGCAUUCUGCUUACAGCGAACCUACUGAUGCUGAUCCUCUGCCUUGUAGAGGUGGUGAAAGCAUUCAAAAAGAUCCAAGAAAUCAACGGCGGCCAGUACUCCUGGGGCUUUGGCCAACUGGUGGCUAUGGCCGUCUGGAUCCCCGUCGUGGCAAAUUUUCUUACCUUUCUCAUCGUCGGCACCGAAAAGGGAACAGAGGCCAGAAUCCACAGGCAGCUUCAAGUGUCUCGAGUAGGUACUCUUGUGAUGACAGGCCAAGGCAGGUCAGGAGAAAAUGGCAGUGAUGAAGCUCAGAGCUUUCCUUUGCUAGCCGCUCUGCCAUCAACUACAAGCAUUCAAGUUGUAGAGAAUAAGGCUGCUGUGACCCCCUUGAACACAGACCGGUCGUGA
Fusarium keratoplasticum is the source of this 1692-nucleotide messenger RNA. RefSeq lists its product as uncharacterized. The coding region runs from base 1 to 1692 and encodes 563 amino acids. Lineage: Eukaryota; Fungi; Ascomycota; Sordariomycetes; Hypocreales; Nectriaceae. The record is from RefSeq and is a predicted model, not a curated record. The transcript is spliced from 3 exons.